Messenger RNA from Penicillium paradoxum, 1149 nucleotides. RefSeq names its product tRNA(Thr) (cytosine(32)-N(3))-methyltransferase. Gene Ontology annotation, molecular function: tRNA (cytidine-N3)-methyltransferase activity. NCBI's taxonomy places the organism in Eukaryota, Fungi, Ascomycota, Eurotiomycetes, Eurotiales, Aspergillaceae. The transcript has a single exon. The coding region runs from base 1 to 1149 and encodes 382 amino acids. The record is from RefSeq and is a predicted model, not a curated record.
AUGACUCUCGAUAUUAGUAUUGAGCAAGUGACACAGAAUGUCGAGCCUCCUACAGUCCCCGCCCAUCGUUCCCACGAUCCCUCAAACAACAUGAAACGGACCGACCCCUUCCAAUUCGGUUCACGAUACCUUGAAAAAGGCGACGAUGUCUUUGAGUUCAAUGCUUGGGACCAUGUCGAGCCAGAUGAUGAAUUCAAGGCCUUUGCCGAGACCCAAUAUGCGAAACAGCGCGAAACUCGAGUGUCGGACUUUGACCGGACCCGAUUCAACAACGAGCCCGCCAAGUGGUGGGACCUUUUCUAUAAGAACAACACUGCCAAUUUCUUCAAGGAUCGCAAGUGGCUGCGCCAAGAGUUCCCAAUCCUCGCUGAAGUGACACAGAAGGACGCUGGUCCCAAGGUCGUCCUGGAGGUUGGCGCAGGAGCUGGUAACACUGCGUUCCCACUGCUCGCCAACAACGAGAACGAACACCUGAAGGUUCAUGCCUGCGAUUUCUCAAAGUAUGCUGUGAAGGUCAUGCGUGAGAGCGAACACUACAACGAGAAAUUCAUGUCUGCUGAUGUAUGGGAUGCAUCCUCUGUUCCCAGCGAGAACGGCGACUCCCUCCCACCCGGCCUCACAGAAGGCUCAGUUGACGUUGUGAUCUUGAUUUUCAUUUUCUCUGCUUUGGCCCCGAACCAGUGGGAUCAUGCCAUCCGCAACAUCUAUCGUCUCUUGAAGCCUGGUGGCCGUGUGCUGUUCCGCGACUAUGGCCGCGGUGACCUUGCUCAAGUACGGUUCAAGAAGGGUCGCUACUUGGCUGAGAACUUCUAUAUUCGGGGUGAUGGCACACGCGUUUACUUCUUCGAGCAGGACCAGCUCGUCGACAUGUGGGGUACCUGGAGCGCAGAAAAUGGCUUGCAGAUUCCCAUUGGCGAUGAGGCAUCCGAGACAGAGAAGGAUCAAUCCCAGGAUACAGAGGAGCAAACUCCAGAGGCCAAACAAUUGGCAAAGGAAAAUGGAGCGUUCGAGGUUCUAAACAUGGGAGCUGACCGCCGGUUGAUUGUCAACCGUGGUACCAAACAAAAGAUGUACCGCUGCUGGAUGCAGGGUAACUUCCAGAAACGUGGCGGACCUAUUGCUGAGAGUAUUGCUGAAAGCUCUCAGUAA